AGCAGCAGACAUCAGUCGUUGAUUCACUCUCGCCCGAUCGACACGGCGGAGACACUUAAUCUUGUAGACCUUCUAUACAGUCGCACGAGUUUUUAAAUUUGAAAUCAUCAAGAAGAGAAGUUUUGGUGAUGUCAUUCGGUCAAGACGCGAUGAACUACCGAUGAAGUCAGUUUCUAUCCCGGUGCUGGCGACUUUUUGUGGUUCUUUUACCGGCCGCUCAAUGGACGGACGGCAGGAUGCGAACCAACAGCAGUGGGUGACGAGUCGGUGUUGUGCUGGGCGAACACAACGACCUUACGGCAAACGUUUGUCUAGUGUAGCGUGUUUCCUUCUGGUGGUUCUCAUGCUGAUUCUCGGAUCCCGGCGUUGCAGCGCAGCCAUGGAAAGUCGGGAUCCAGCAUCCAGCGGCGGCAGAUUCGGCGGUGGGGGCGGCAAUCACUUUCUGGACGACGACGAAGACGACGAUGGAGACGGAGUGGUGUGGCCCACCCUGUCUCUUUCACCUCGUUUCCAGCACAUCCCGCCUCCACCCCCGCCCGUCGUUUACGGCCCAUUUUUCGAGCCGGAAUUCGCUACAAAUAUAAGCGUCUUGGCCGGGCAGACCGUCUUGCUCCAGUGCCGAGUCAUGGAUCUAGGUGAUCGAGUGGUUUCGUGGGUUCGACAAUCGGAUUUGGCUAUUUUGGCAUCGGGCGGAGUCAGCCACACGAGCGACAACCGAAUCACGGCAUCGGCCGACGAAACGCUGACCGACUGGGAACUGCAAAUCGCCGAAGCCCAAACCAAAGAUUCCGGCCUGUACGAAUGUCAGGUCAACACGGAACCCAAAAUCAAUUGGCCCGUCACUGUCCACGUAGAAGCUGCUUUGGCGUCGAUCGUGGGCGCCUCUGAACUUUACGUGCGGACGGGCAGCACCAUCAGUCUGACGUGCAUCAUCCAAGGAUCGGGUUCCAUCCCGCCACGUGUCCUCUUUUGGUUUCACAAUUCCAAGCCGAUCGCGCUCGAUUCUCCGCGCGGUGGGAUAUCACUGGAAACGGAACGAACGGUCACGGGAAUGUCAUCCAAAUUACUCCUCACGCGUGCCACCGUCCAAGACGGAGGAAACUACACUUGCGCUCCUCCCGGCGCCCAACCGGCUGACGUCACUGUCCACGUCCUCAACGGUGAGCAUCCGGCCGCCAUGCAGCGAGGGAACAGGAGUCCAUCAACCAACGGCGGAGAAAGAGCGGCCCAUUUGGGUGCCAAAUGUCUCUGGGCCGUUCAAGUGAUUGCAUUACAGUAUUCCAUCCAGCGCUGGCUAUUCGGGAGCCCGUCUCCCACCGUUUAAUUAUUUUUUAAGAUCCGAAAGGAAAUGCGGCACAUCACAUAUAGAUGGGAUUCAACUUGUUUCAAGGACCCGCGCUUUUCAAAAAUUCAAAAAAAAAGAAAAAUUCAAAAAAAAAAGAGAGAAAUGUUUUUGGUUUGUUUUUUUAACAAAUGAGAUUUUGGUUUUUCCUCAAAAAAUGAAAUUCUUUUACCAUCCCGCGUCAUUCUCUUUUUACUUAUUAUUCUGAUUAUAACCUUAUUAUAUAUAUUAUAUAACUAUACUGCGAUUAUCAUCAUCCUCUCGAGUGAAAUAGUACGUGACGAACAACACAAUCGUGACAUUUUCACCCUUUUUCAUCUCUAAAUCCUUCACACAAAAAAAGUCAUUCCCCACUGGAAUUUUUUUAUUUCUCGGUUGUUGUACUGUGUGUGUGAAUGUUGUUUUUACACAAAAAAAUAUGCUAUCGUU
This is a messenger RNA of Daphnia pulicaria, 1771 nucleotides long. Its product is annotated as hemicentin-1-like. The transcript is spliced from 9 exons. Bases 161 to 1324 code for a protein of 387 amino acids. Gene Ontology annotation, biological process: synapse organization. Gene Ontology annotation, cellular component: neuron projection membrane. The record is from RefSeq and is a predicted model, not a curated record. Lineage: Eukaryota; Metazoa; Arthropoda; Branchiopoda; Diplostraca; Daphniidae.